CUUUCUGCAGGUACUCGACAACCGCAGUGUGAUCACACAUCCAAACAGUUGUUUUGCAACUGAAACGACCGUUUCUAUUGGACAAAUUCAGGUAGAUCACUCCCCGUGUCGUUACGUUUGCUUCCGUUUAAGAAACGUUUUGCAACCCAAUCGACGUAAUGAACACUCCUCAGAUAUCCGCGGAAAGGGCCGUUCGCGAUUAUUCCUGGAAGAUACUAAAAGUACGACUUGCUACAAAGGAAAUACUCUGAGUUCAUAUUGAUUGUAUUGAAAUUGGUUUCCUGAACUGUACUCUUUCGGUUGCAGUUUUUUAAAAUAAAUAUAAAUAUAUAUAUUUGCUCGUUUUGUGAAUCACCUGUGUUCGCGGAGGCCGCAGGACUCCGUUGAGGACAAAAGGCCUACCUACACCUCCCUCCCCUUGGAAUUUACCUGAGGACGAGCUGAAAUCAGGAACCGACUGAUUUAUCUGUCGACAGCCACUAUGGACUACAUGGACACCGGGAUGAGAUACACCCCAAACAAGGGCCCGGACAGGGACUGGGACCAGGAUGUGACCUUCCUCCCAGCAUCUGACAGUAAGAAGUUAGAGAAGAAGAAAGGACCAGGGAGAAUCGGGGCUGUGAUCGGCAUCGUUAUCUUCGCUGCUGUCAUCGCCCUUAUGACCGGCCUACUGGUCUGGCACUUCCACUAUCGGAAGGAUACGCGUAUCAAGAAGAUGUACAGUGGCUCUAUGAAGAUCACUAACCAGGUGUUUGUGGACACCUAUGAAAACUCCAACAGCACAGAGUUCAGAGUGCUGGCCGACCAGGUCGCUAAACAGCUGAAAACACUCUACCACAAGAUGCCCCAGCUGGCCAAGUACUAUGUUGGCUCUACCGUACAAGCCUUCAGUGAAGGCAGUGUGAUAGCCUACUACCUGUCAGAGUUUGAAGUACCGCGUGGUCAGGAAGCAGCGGUGGACAAGGCCAUGUCCUCCAUGGACAAGGUAGUGGAUAAGGUGCAGAGGAGCAUGUCGAGCAACAGACCUGGCAACGAUCUGUUGUUUGAGGAUGUCAUGAACUCUGCUCUGGACUCUAGAAUGUUCUCAACAUCCUUCAGUGAAUACUACAGGUACGCAGAACACACCAGAGUGAAUAAGAUCGUUCCAAUCACGUCGCCUGGUUUCCCCAAUACUCCGUACCCUCCCAACACCUUCAUCCAAUGGCAGCUGAGAGCCGACCCUGGUCACGUGCUCAAACUGGACUUUGAUACCUUCAACCUAGAGGAGGACUGUCAUAACGACUUUGUUAAGGUCUACGACUCCCUGGUGGCCAUCGAGACCCACGCCAUGGAAGAGAUUUGUGGCUACCACUCUCCCAGCUCCCCCCUGACCUUCCAGUCCUCCCGGAACGUGAUGCUGGUAACCAUGGUUACUAACAACGAAAAUAACUACCCAGGACUCAGAGCCAAAGUCUCUCAGGUCCCCCGGAACAGCAAAGAGCUGGCAUGUGGUGGCCAGCUGUUAGGAGAGACGGGGAAUUUCACAUCCCCAAACUACCCCAACUACUAUGCUCCCAACACCAAAUGUGAAUGGAAUAUACAGGUCCCUGCUGGUAAGUCAGUGAAGGUCAAGUUCAGUACCUUUCUGUUAUCAGAGCUGGGUCAGGAGAACACGAAGGACUGUAACAAGGACUAUGUAGAGAUCAACAACAAGAGGUAUUGUGGAGAACCUUCAACCAGUCCUGUAGUAACCAGCGACACCAACACCAUGAAGGUAGUCUUUAACUCUGACGCCUCGUAUGUGGACAGAGGAUUCAGCGCCAAGUACGAGACCUUCGUAUCCACGGACCCCUGUCCCAACAAGUUUCAGUGCAACAACCAGCGUUGUGUCAAGACAGAUCUGAAGUGUGACGGCUGGAACGACUGUGGAGAUAUGAGCGACGAGAUGAACUGCAAGUGUGAUUCCACUCAGAUCAGCUGUAAGAACGGCCUGUGUAAACCCCUGUUCUGGGAAUGUGAUGGAGUGAACGACUGUGGUGAUGACACCGACGAGCAGAACUGUGGUGCUUGUAAGGUGGGGGAGCUGACGUGUCAAAACGGAAAGUGUGUGUCGGAGAAGAAACGCUGUGACGGGAAGGACGACUGUGGAGACGGGUCAGACGAGAGCGACUGUGGACGAAUUAUGGAUAAUGUGCAGUGUACUGACUCCACCUAUAAAUGUGAGAACAACAAGUGUACAAUCAAGGAGAACCCUGAGUGUGAUGGAACACCUGACUGUGAGGACAAAUCAGAUGAGGCCAAUUCAGAUUGUGGUCGGAGCCUGUUUAAAACUAGCCGUAUCGUGGGUGGUCAGGACGCAGAGGAAGGGGAGUUUCCGUGGCAGGUCAGCCUCCACAUUAAGAACGCUGGUCACGUGUGUGGUGCUUCCGUCAUCAGCCAACGCUGGCUGGUUACUGCUGCUCACUGUGUACAGGAUGACGCCAAGACCAGGUAUUCCCAGCCGGGUGUAUGGGAGGCAUACCUAGGCCUUCACAUCCAGAAGCAGAACGGUAAGAACGUUCAGAAGAGGAAUCUACGUCAGGUGAUCUCCCACCCGUAUUACAAUGCCUACACCUUCGACAACGACAUCGCUCUGAUGGAGCUAGACAGCCCUGUGACGUUCUCUGAUUACAUCAGACCCAUCUGUCUGCCCUCCCCACAACACACCUUCCCCCCUGGGAACUCUGUCUGGAUCACAGGUUGGGGAGCCACACGAGAGGGAGGCUCUGGUGCGUCCAUCCUGCAGAAGGCCCAGGUCCGUAUCAUCAACAGUACUGUGUGUAACCGUCUGAUGGGAGGACAGAUCACCUCCAGGAUGACGUGUGCUGGAGUGCUGACUGGAGGAGUGGACGCAUGCCAGGGGGAUUCUGGCGGGCCUCUGUCCAGUCCUGGUACUAGUCGUAUGUUCCUGGCUGGAGUGGUGAGUUGGGGCGACGGCUGUGCCCGUAGGGACAAGCCUGGAAUCUAUAGCACCGUCACCAAGUUCAGGGGCUGGAUCAAGGAGAAGACUGGCGUGUAACAGCAAAACGACUAGGAAUGACGUGGACUUCCGACGAUGAACACACCAGUAUACUGUACAGAUUCCUGGUUCGCCGGGAGUGAUGAACUAUUUUACACGUUUUGAUCUCAGGCCUCAAAAUGCACUCCCCUUUCAUAUCGAUGGACUAUGUAUCGUUGGUUGGUUUUCUCUGUCGAAAAGGCAGAUGCCUUAAUGUCUAAAUGUUUAUUUUAGUGAGGAGGAAUAAGU
Molecule: messenger RNA, 3265 nt
Organism: Salmo salar (Atlantic salmon)
Lineage: Eukaryota; Metazoa; Chordata; Actinopteri; Salmoniformes; Salmonidae
Source: RefSeq, a predicted model, not a curated record